Molecule: messenger RNA, 1067 nt
Organism: Pollicipes pollicipes
Lineage: Eukaryota; Metazoa; Arthropoda; Thecostraca; Pollicipedomorpha; Pollicipedidae
Gene: Glo1
Product: Glyoxalase 1
Exons: 2
Coding region: 260-790 (176 amino acids)
Molecular function (GO): metal ion binding; lactoylglutathione lyase activity
Source: RefSeq, a predicted model, not a curated record
AGUUUAGGCUAUGUUCUGGACUAUUCUGGCCUGUCCAUUUCAUAAAUGCACCUAGAUGCAAUGAGAAAUGUUUUUCAUUGCAUUAUUAUUAUUACCUUGGUCCCCUACAUUUUUGUGGUUAUUGAUAAGCAGAACUAUUGUAAUUACUCAACAACAACACAGAAAUGGCGCAGAGAGUGGGGCAGGGGGUGCGUGCAGCGCUCGGGAGCUUGCUAUUGUAAAUAUUAAAAUUUGAAGCUUUCCCCCAGCUGGAUCAGUCAUGUCCCUCACGGACGAAGAGAUCAAGGCGGCAUGUGCUGAGCCGGACGCCUCGACCAAGGACUUCAUCAUGCAGCAGACCAUGUACCGCAUCAAGGACCCCAAGGUCUCCCUCGACUUCUACACGCGCGUGCUGGGCAUGCGGCUGCUGAAGAAGCUCGACUUCCCGGCCGCCAAGUUUUCGCUGUACUUCGUCGGCUACGAGCCAGCGGAGGACAUCCCAGCGGACGAAGUCGAGCGCACGCGCUGGUGCUUCACGCGUCGGGGCACGGUCGAACUCACCCACAACUGGGGCACCGAGUCGGACCCGGCCUUCGCCGGCUACCACAACGGCAACGCCGAGCCCAAGGGCUUCGGCCACAUCGGCCUGGAGGUGCCGGACGUGGAGGCGGCCUGCGAGCGUUUCGACAAGCUGGGCGUCAGCUUCGUGAAGAAGCCGAACGAGGGCAGGAUGAAGGGGCUGGCCUUCAUCAAGGACCCGGACGGCUACUGGAUAGAGAUCCUCAGCGCCAAUAACAUGAAGGGGAUGUAGGGCACAGGGAACUGGCUGUCGGCGGAUGAAGGCUGCGGUGAUCAUGCUUGUUUUGGCUUGUGAAUGUUCUUUAGGUAAUGUUGAAGAAAGACCAGCCCCCGUAUUUUAGAUGGAGCAAAUACGUACUAUCGUGCAAGGGGAUCUUGCAGAUUUUGCGAAGAAGUCUUGCGGCUGCUAUCGUUAUUUUGUAUCUCACAUGAGCUAAACGUAUUACGGCUGUCUGCAGGGUCAUUACGCAAAUGUCAUGAGUUAUAAAUAUACGUGAAUGCUCAACUAU